Molecule: messenger RNA, 1196 nt
Organism: Carassius gibelio (silver crucian carp)
Lineage: Eukaryota; Metazoa; Chordata; Actinopteri; Cypriniformes; Cyprinidae
Product: pancreas transcription factor 1 subunit alpha-like
Exons: 2
Coding region: 96-893 (265 amino acids)
Biological process (GO): regulation of transcription by RNA polymerase II; developmental process
Molecular function (GO): RNA polymerase II transcription regulatory region sequence-specific DNA binding; protein dimerization activity; DNA-binding transcription factor activity, RNA polymerase II-specific
Source: RefSeq, a predicted model, not a curated record
GCCGCCUUUCAAACUGAACCAACUCUUGAGCAUCAAGAGGAAAAUCGAAGAGUCUGCGAUUGUUGUUACUGGGCAACACCAACACAGCACCAAACAUGGACAGUGUGUUGGAUCCAUUCACAGGCUUAGACUCCUUCUCCUCCCCUUAUUUCGACGACGAUGACUUCUUCACGGACCACUCGUCGAGGGACCACUUGGACACAGACGACUUUUUGGACGAGGAUGUCGAUUUCCUCACCAAUCAAAUCCAAGAAUAUUAUAAGGACAGUCGGAUAUUGCAGGACGGAGAUUACCGCGACGCUGGCAAUUUCUCUUUUUCUUCGUCGUCUUCGACUUUCUCGUACGGAUGCGCUGACAGCACCUCGGAACUGUCCCCUCACAGAGACGGUCCCUUGCUGAAGAGGCGGAGGCGCAUGAGAUCCGAAGUGGAGAUGCAACAGCUGCGUCAAGCUGCCAACGUCCGGGAGCGACGGAGGAUGCAGUCCAUUAACGAUGCUUUCGAAGGACUGCGAUCACACAUCCCCACUCUACCUUACGAGAAGAGACUUUCAAAAGUUGACACUUUACGUCUUGCAAUCGGCUACAUAAACUUCCUUGCAGAACUUGUGCAGUCCGACACGCCAAUCCGGAACCCACACAGUGAUACUUUAAACCCACCUAAAAAAGUCAUCAUUUGCCACAGAGGAACAAGGUCCCCAUCUCCAAAUGACCCAGACUACGGCUUGCCUCCUCUCGCCGGACACUCUCUGUCAUGGACUGAUGAGAAGCAGUUAAAAGAUCAGAACAUCAUUAGGACAGCGAAAGUCUGGACACCAGAAGACCCAAGAAAGUUGCACUUGAAAUCAUCCAUCAACAACAUUGAGAACGAACCCCCCUUUAACUUCAUUUCCUAAGGCAGUGUCAUUAUUAUUCUGUAUGCACAUUGUGUACAAGUCAACUGUAUGGAUAUGUCCACGUUUUGUUUGUUUGUCAUGUAUUAUUGUUACUAUGUGUAUUUCAGCUUUUUAGUCUGAAUUGAAGAUAUGGCCACUGGCAAUCAUUUUGUGUCGUAUUUAAUAGUUUAUUUGUGUUGUAAUAUAUUUUCUAAUUUAAUACGGAUUUUAUGUCAAACAAAACCUAUUUUUAUACAAACGAAGCACGAAAAUUGUCUAUAUUUAUACUGAUGUGAUGACUCAAUAAAUGUGUCUAAUAUCUCA